Molecule: messenger RNA, 1622 nt
Organism: Stylophora pistillata
Lineage: Eukaryota; Metazoa; Cnidaria; Anthozoa; Scleractinia; Pocilloporidae
Product: tachykinin-like peptides receptor 86C
Biological process (GO): G protein-coupled receptor signaling pathway
Cellular component (GO): plasma membrane
Molecular function (GO): G protein-coupled receptor activity
Source: RefSeq, a predicted model, not a curated record
CUGGGAUCAGGCACGGUUGAAAAAGUCAUUGGUGAACAUUAAUCGCAGUUAAAGAAUUGAAGAAAAACGAGGCCUGAAAAAAACCCAAGCCUCGACAAUAUUGGAACCUGUGCUUCAAGCUGCAAGUUUAGGUCAGAAAGAUUAUAUCGUCCGCUGAGCGAUGUCCGAUUCAGCUGCUGUUUUCAUAGCAAUAAUUUUCUCCUUGUUAACCUCCACAAACAUCAUAGGGAAUUCUCUCGUUUGUUGGAUCAUAAAGACGAAUCGGGAUAUGAGGAACCCCACAAAUUAUCUUCUUGUGAACCUAGCUGCAGCGGACAUCUUGUAUGCAGUAUUCAUGGCACCAAAAGUGUUUAUCACCGUGACUGCUUCCCAUCCAGACGGAACAACUGGUUCAUUUUUGUGCAAAUUUCUAACGGAUGGAAUUGUUGCCUGGGUCGGUGGAGUGUCUUCCAUGAUCACUCUGGUUGCUAUCGCCUUCGAACGAUAUUACGCAAUUGUUUAUCCAUUCGGUAACAAAGGAAAUUUCAUCAAAGAUAAUCUAAAGAUGAUCAUUUCUUCGACUUGGUUGUGUUCGUCUAUAUUCAAUCUACCACUAUUCCUUUUUUCUGGCGUUGAUGAAGAAACAGGCAAUUCCUGCAUGGCGUUCUGGCCUCAGUUUUGGAUGUCAAAGGCCUAUCCGUUGUCCUGGUUAAUAUUGGUGUUGGUGUCCUUGUUACUUAUGGCUGGCUUGUAUUCCAGAGUCGUGUACACCCUGUGGUUGAACCGCAGUGAUACCUUGGCCCAGCUGACCCAGCAGCAACUGGGUGUAAUCAAGGUACGGAAGCGAGUCACCUUAAUGGUAAUCACCGUCAGUGCUAUCUUUGGAAUCUGUUGGCUCACAAAUGAACUUGUCUUCACCCUCUGGUAUGUCGCAUCCUACAAAAUCGGCCCUAUUCCCUUCAAUAUCACUUCCACGAUGAUCUUGUUUAAUUCUGCUGUUAAUCCCUUUGCCUAUGCUCUGUUAAACCAGCAGUUCAGAGAAAAGAUGAAAAGAGUCAUUUGCUUCACUCGUACUGUUGUAGUCAGGCCUCAUUCUGCUGGUCUCGGGGAUGAAUCUUCGCAGCAUGUCCAAAACACCAACGAGCAAGUGUAAUUCAUGCGAUCAGCGGCCACAGUUAAAGCAUGCGCAAAUGAUUCAUUCUUGGUUACUCGUGCGCCCAUAUCUCGCGCAAAAUGUUCAUAGCUGAAAACAUAGGAAACAACCAGUGUGACACGGAGUUAAAGAUAAAAAAAAAACUGGGAACCUACCUAGAAAACUGUAAAAGGAAAUAAAAGUAAGGAACAGGAAAACCUAUGACUCUUGCCACACACAGCUUAUUUAAGUAUAAGUGUCUGGUUGUUUUGAGUUCAUAAGAGUUAGAAGCUUCUAAGACACCGUGACUCGCAGCCUUAAAGCACACCUUUGGGCUAUUACAAGGUCCGCGCAUGCCUAGAAGUUUGACCGUUGAGUUGGUGUAAGUAAACAUAAUCCUAUUUUUAACUCGCUACAUUUCUUAUUUAAAACAUUAAGUAAUUACGAUCACAAAAGAAAACGAAUAUAUAUAUCUUAUUAACCAAACGCGAGGGCCGUACACAGAGAAUAU